AUGGCGCCCCCGGAUGAACGCAGCGAGAAGCAGGCCGCGGCUCAACAGGCCGUCGACAUCCUCCACGAGAUCUCCACCAUUUUGAACUGCCACCUCGACCGCCGCACCCUGUCCAUCUGCAUCUCUAUGAUCGAGAACGGCGUGAGCCCGGAAGCGCUGGCGUCCGUGGUUAAGGAGCUGCGCAACGAGGCUCAGGUCCAGGAAGCCCAUGCCCAGGAGGCUCAGGCCCAGGCCCCACCGGUGCGUCGGAGAUGA
Molecule: messenger RNA, 255 nt
Organism: Lasiosphaeria miniovina
Lineage: Eukaryota; Fungi; Ascomycota; Sordariomycetes; Sordariales; Lasiosphaeriaceae
Product: mitotic-spindle organizing gamma-tubulin ring associated-domain-containing protein
Exons: 3
Coding region: 1-255 (84 amino acids)
Biological process (GO): mitotic spindle assembly; gamma-tubulin complex localization; microtubule nucleation by interphase microtubule organizing center
Cellular component (GO): interphase microtubule organizing center; spindle; gamma-tubulin ring complex
Source: RefSeq, a predicted model, not a curated record